Molecule: messenger RNA, 1323 nt
Organism: Papaver somniferum (opium poppy)
Lineage: Eukaryota; Viridiplantae; Streptophyta; Magnoliopsida; Ranunculales; Papaveraceae
Exons: 7
Coding region: 41-1153 (370 amino acids)
Source: RefSeq, a predicted model, not a curated record
AUGUUAUCCGAACCUCGAAGAAGAGCUCAUUUUGUUCAUCAUGUGUGACAGUGCUCCAUCACCUCCAAUUACUUAUCCCGCCAUUAAAACUCCAAAAUUAGCGUUAAUCACACGGCCAAGUAUUAUCUCUACCACUUUAAUUUUGCAGACCAAAUGUCAUAAAAACCUCAGGAAAUCUUUGAAUUUCCACACUUGUAAUAUAUCAAAGAGCGUCGUUACAAAAGUUAGUUCAGAAUCUUCAGAUGAUUACCAAUCGUUUGAUGAAUUAGGGUUUGAAGAAAACCCCAAAAAAGGUAGUGAUGAGAAGGUUGAUGCUUCGAGUAUUGAUUUCUUGGAAUUGGAGAAGGAGAAAAUGGAGAGUGUAAGGAGUUCAGUAAGUGCAGAGAAUGAAGAAAUUCUUAAGGUUGAAGAUUUGGAUAGUGGUGGUUCGAAAUCUGAAGAGUUGGGGAAAGUGGGUUUAAGAAGUGGAAGACAAUUGAUGAGAAGAUCAAAUAUGAUUGCCAAACAAGUCAUUGGCAUUGAAUCUGCUAUUAGUUUGGGAUUUGUUUCUCAACUUUGGGUUGAUACCACCUCAUGGGUGGUGCUUGUGGUAGAGGCGAGGCCAAGCCUACUUUCCGGGGAAAUUGAAAGGUUUUAUUUGGAGGAGGUCUGCCAGGUUGGGGAUGUCAUUCUCGUCGAGGAUGAGAGCGUAAUGGAGAAUGGACUUCAAAUGAUUGGUUUGGAAACCUUGGUAGGAUAUAAUGUCAUAACUGAAAGUCGGCGGAGUAUUGGGAAGGUCCGGGGGUAUACUUUUAACAUCAAUUCAGGAUCUCUGGAGUUGCUGGAACUUGAUUCGUUUGGGAUAUCUGUUAUUCCGUCAAGUUUGGUUAGUACAUAUGCUCUGUUUGUUGAGGACGUGAUCGAAGUCAUGUCUGACACAGUGGUGGUGCACGAAGAGGCUGCCUCCCGUUUGCAGAGACUGACAAAGGGUUUCUGGGACACUCCAAAUGUGGAAACCUACAACGAUGAGUUUGACGAAUUUUCUGACUAUGAAAGACGACCUGCUCGAUCAGAUAGCAUACGAAGCAACCGUAAAAGCCUCCGUAACAAAAGAUCUCCAUCGAGAAGAAGACCACCGGAAGACGAAUUGGACCUACCAAUGGAUUAUUUAUGAUGUGUUAAGAUGGAGUAUUUGUAUUUAUGUUGUGUAUAUAUAUAUAUUUGUGGAUUUUUUUUCUAAAUGAAUACAGUACUUAUUUUUAAUGCUUUUAGCACUUUUUGACAGUGUACAAACUCUGAAAUGAUUUUCUACUCCAAAAUUGUUGUGAUCAUUUGCAGCUGCUU